GAUUAAUUUUAAUUCACAUUUUCUAGUAAAAGCAGCUAUUUACUUGAAUAAUGGCAACGCAAAGUGCAUUGACAACUUCGAACGUAAAUGUUGUAGCUGAUAGCGAGCCUGUGCUCCCUGAUUACUGCCGGUUAUGUCUUGCAGAAAAUUUGCAAAUGGUUGUUCCGAAAGAUGGCAAAGCUUACGCUCAACUGGCAACAAAAAUCAAAACUUGUUUGGAUAUAUCGAUACCUGUCGAGGAGCUAACUAAUUCAGUGCUGUGCAAGAAAUGCUACGAAUGUCUAGAACAGUUUCACCUAUUUAAAGCACGCUGCUCACGCCAUGCGCAAUAUUUGGCCAUGCGUAAAUCAUCUCAGCCAGAUCGGAAGCAAUUACUGCGAUACGGCGAAAGUUGGUACUGGUAUUCGUGUAUGGGGACAAAUUUAACCUCUGUCCACUGGGGCUGCAGUGUGGUCUGCUGCCCAGCUUUUAUAGUUACUUACCCUUCUGGGAAAGUUUGCACAAAAAAUGCCCAUCAUCUGCAUAAGCAGAAAAUGGAUGAGGUGAGGCAGAUUUACUGCAACGGCGAGUUUAUUUACGAUGGCUUCCGAUUUAGUUUUGAUGUGAUAACGCAAAAUAGAUCACUACUUUUUAGUUGCAAAAGUUUAAAUGACCCCACAAGCAAGUGUAAAGCAAUCUUAAUUACGAAUGAUAGAAGUGAAGUACUCUCGAUGGGAAUACACAAACAUGCUAGAGAAACCAUCAUAGAAUCAGCCGUUAUUGAUGCUGAAACUAACAUCAAACGAUCUAUCAUAUUAAUUCGUGGAUCAUUGCGCGAAAUUGCAUUAUGUGAAGGAUUUUGGUACGAGACCGUAUGUCGUCAAAGCAAUAUUUCCUAUUGGAAUUGCAUACGGAGUAAUUGUCUAGGAUCGAUGACCAUGACAAACGGAAUUGUCGAAUUUAAUGGCUCGCACUUCCACAAUCCUGUUUGGCUAAAAUGGGGUGCAUUAGCAAACAAAUUCUCCAACGAACCUAAACCCUCAGUGCUGAUGAAAGUGAUCAAUCCGCAGAAAAGAGGAAUAGGUGUACAAAAAAUAGUACCACCUUCUCCAGUUUCCAAACCGCCAGCACGAAUAGUGCAACAACCUAUUAAAACGGCACCGCUAUUAAGCGAAAAAGAUAUAAAACUCGAAAAAUCCGAUAAUGUGUUUUCAGAUAACACAAUACCUGUUGCAGCCGGUCGUCAACCUGUCAUUGAUCAGUAUUCCAACAGCGUGUUUAGUAAUCAUAAUCGAUAUUCGGAAACUGCUGUUGCACCCCACAUCGUUCAACCAUCGGCACUGCCAGCAGCGGCAUCCACAAUACCUUCGCAGCCUACUUUAAACAGGCAGGUUCAUACGAUCAAACGACCGUCAAACUCCACGGCUACAAUUACGAGCCAGGUGGGCAAACCUGGUCCCAUAAUACGCAGGCCAAAUGUUCCUCCAGCUGUGCCUGCUCUGAAAGGUAUGCCAAAAAUUCUUCACGUCAUGUCUUUGAAUAAAGAUGCCGUUGUGAUAGAACAACAAAAACAACAACAGGCACUUUUGGCGCAGACAGAGUUUAUCGAUGGCCUAACAGAUACAAUACCUGCUUCACAAGAUCCAGUGAUAAAACAGGAGAUAGAGUUUGAUGAAACCGAAGAAGAAGAACCUGAAACUAUCACGGACGAGAUAAUCCCAGCCUCUUCCGGAAUAACUAAACGAAACCCAGCAGCCGACCCACUGUUCAGUAAUAACAUUCCUAAUAACGAUCUAACGACACAAGAUACCGGGUCUUCUUUACACGCAACACCAUUCGUCAAUACCGUACAACCUGCAGUCGCACUCUCUUCUUCUUCCUACACCACAAAUUCCGUAAUGGACGAUGAUAACUUAUAUGAUCUUCAAGAUGACGAUGACGUUCCCCCUAUCGUUCCUAUUGAUGUCAGACCGUUUUAUAAACCUGUAAAAGCUGCGGAACAGAGACCGCCUACACAUGUUUCGCCUACCAGAGGCAUUAGCCAUAAAUUACAACCAAAUCCCCCGAGAUGUGCAGCCCCAAUUGCUAGGUAUCAGUGCAGUGGCCCAAGAACUGCCGCGAAUGACAAUCGUAAAAGUGGAUGUACAGUACCAAUUGUUAGGUAUCACUACAGCGUCUCAAGAACCGCCAAGAAUGACAGUGAAGGAUCAUCUUCUUUUGAAUCCCAAAAACGGUUUUCUGAUGGCGUAGAGUUACACGGUACAAUCGUUAAAAGAAUUAAAUACUCUAAAAUUGUUCCCGAAGAAAAUGCUGACCUCCUAACAGAAGACCCAAUCGCUGUACCGACGGAACCGCACGAGUUGAUUGAAACCGACAACGAAGAAAGAGAAGAAGGAAACACAUCGGGAAACGAACCUGCACAAAUUUCGCCCAGUGUAUCGCCUGUUCAAAAUUCUCAUGACGGUGAAAGUAAUCAGUGUCCAGGAUCUAGCGAAACCGAUUCGGCCACCGACGUUGGUUCGGUAGAUAUUUCUAACCAUAGCAAGCAGCCAUCACCCGUAGUUUCAAACACGGAAUCACCAUCUGAGCCAUCUGAUAAAAGAAUUCCACCACGGGACUCUUCAGUACGUGUCGUCGAUAAAAACCAGCCUACUAAAACAGUACAGCUGGUGAAAUUGCAAAAAUCCGAACAAAUGCUCAAUUACGAGGGGCAUCUUUACAAAAUUAAAUGGUGCCAUGAAAAUUACAAUUACUGGGAGUGCAUGUUGCGAGCGCAAGUGCAUUGUACAGCACUUCUGGAAACCAAAGGAAACGAUCAGAGUACUUGGAUUAAGUACGGGAUGCAUAAUCAUAAAGUACCCAAACCCAUUGCUAAUGAAGAAAGUGUUGGAAGAUAUCAAAUGCUUAGCUCGACCAUAGUCGCUAACGUAAAACUCAAGCAGAAGCAAACGAUACCCAUCGAAGAUAUCAAUUCACAGGAAGGUCAGAUGAUGUUUUUAAAUAAACGAAAAAUGUUCGGCUUUCAAAUAGAGCUCCACAAGACAAAGGCCAGGCUUCUCUUUGCUAACUAUACAUACGAAGUUAUUAAGCAAACCUAUCCGGGUUUCAGAUGGAAAUGCAUAAACUGCGAAUGUUUACUUGAUACUGACGAAAUGUUCAGUAUUGCUAAACAGCCUGGUGCAGCACAUAAUCACGGUCCGGUGAUGCCCGUGAUUGACUUACUACUCGGUGAUGCCGACAGAAAGAAAGAAAAAACAAAAUCUUGUGCAAAUGAUACCUCCGCUUCACCACAGUCAAGUGUGACCGAUACUGACAAAAACUGUAGACGAUUAGACAAACCAGCUCGUUCAGACGUCGAGUCGAAAGCAAAUAAUGAUCAAAAAAUCAACGAAGAUGAUGACGAUGGAAUUGAAGAUAUGUUCCCUAAAGCAAUAGAAACGGGGGAAGCAACGCAGCUAAAUCAACCAGAUGAAUUGUCCGAUGAUGAUGAGAUAGUUUUGGACCCGUUGAGUGGUGAGUUCUGUCGUAAAUCGGAUAUACAACGUCGAGAAAAUAGAGCACUCCUGCUAGGCAGUAAUGAGGAAGAUGAUGACGAAGAAGUACUAGAUCCGUUGACUGGUCAAUUUAGACGAAAGGGUGAUAUCGCUGAGCCUACAUUCCCUGACAUCGAACCCGGCAUAGACGAAAGUACACAGCAAUCCAAACCACAGGAGGACCUGCCGAUAGAAGAUUUUGAAGAGCUGCUAGAGGGCAUCGUUAACGAGGAUGCAGGUGUUAAAAAGUCAAAGAAAAUAAAUCCUAAAUCCUUGGCUGCAUUAAAACACGAAAUAACUUUCUACCAGCGAUUACAAAAACCAAACCAAGAUAGAAAUUUUGAGGUUUUACCACAAGACGAUGACACGUGUUGGAUUCGCUUCAAUCAGUUUGUUUAUGAACUGGAUAAGAUAGAUGAGUCGUUUUCGACUUGGAAAUGCUAUUUAUCACGACAGUAUGCUUGUCGGGGGAAAAUUAACCUUGAUGCGGAUUGUACUACGGUAACUGCGACCAAACUGAACCACUGCCAUUUGGCAUCUGAUAUGUUUUUGGCACGCUCACAACAAGAAGAAGGUCAGAUACUAGACUCCGUUUCAAAAACGAAUCGACAGUACACGUUUUACAAGCGACCAAAAAACGUUUUUCUUCUGAAAUUGGACGAUGGAUAUUUUUACAGUUGUUUGACGAUUUCGAAAACCGAUGUCAGUUGCUGGCGAUGCGCGCAAAGGCAAACCUACGGUUGCAAGGCAAUUAUAACGAUGGAAGGCAACUUCCGUUCGAUGGUCAGAAAUCGGUUUACUCACAGCCAUGAUCAACCUGCCGGCGAACCAAACGAAUCAAAGAAGCCUCGAAUGCUUGAAGAGUCGGAAAAUACUAAAAAUAUAGCUAAAGAUAAAGACGCCGAUAAGAAGAGCAGAAAACGACAAACACUUUAAAUUGUCUCGAGUAUUCACGGUCUUUGGUUAUUAUAAUAUUAUUCCUAAUUUCAGAAUAAUGUGUUCUUCAGUAAGAAGUUUUUAUUCAUGAAUAAACGAAGUUUUACCUCA
Molecule: messenger RNA, 4559 nt
Organism: Sabethes cyaneus
Lineage: Eukaryota; Metazoa; Arthropoda; Insecta; Diptera; Culicidae
Exons: 6
Coding region: 51-4448 (1465 amino acids)
Cellular component (GO): nucleus
Molecular function (GO): zinc ion binding
Source: RefSeq, a predicted model, not a curated record